This is a messenger RNA of Spodoptera litura, 1642 nucleotides long. RefSeq lists its product as uncharacterized. The record is from RefSeq and is a predicted model, not a curated record. Gene Ontology annotation, molecular function: nucleoside triphosphate diphosphatase activity. NCBI's taxonomy places the organism in Eukaryota, Metazoa, Arthropoda, Insecta, Lepidoptera, Noctuidae.
AGCUACACUUCAAUCAAAACAAAACUUUUUGGUUUGCCGAGAAAACGUGUCUUUAUUUACCUUAAUGUAUUCUAAUAAAUCACUCAUCAAACCUAAGUUUUUAAUAAAUCACUCAUUUGUCUGACUACAAUAAAAAUCUCCUAUAAGUAAACGUGUUUAAUAAAUAAAAAUGUUGCAGCCAAUAAUGCAUAUUUUGAAGCAAAAAAAUAUCAUAUUAGCGAGCGGUUCCCCUAGACGAAAAGAACUUGUCGAAAAUAUUGGUCUCAAAGUUGGCUUAUGCCCAUCGUUAUUUGAAGAGAACCUUGAUCCAAAUGCAUUUAAAAGUUUUGGGGAAUUUGUUGAAGAAACAGCAUUACAGAAAGUUUUAGAAGUUGAGACCAGAUUAACAGCGGAGGGACACGAACCAGAUGUGGUUAUAGGGGCUGAUACUAUGGUCACUUUGGGGGCAGAGAUGUUUGGUAAACCUACUUCAGAGACUGAAGCAUUUGAGAUGUUAUCUCGUCUAUCAGGCAGAGGCCAUACUGUGUAUACAGGCGUUGUUAUUAAAGCCUCAGAUAAAAUUGUAAAGUUCACUGAGAAAACUGAUGUUUUCUUUGGCAAACUGGAUGAGCAGCAAAUCAGAGGUUAUAUAGCUACUGGUGAACCUAUGGAUAAGGCAGGGGGCUAUGGCAUCCAAGGAGUUGGAGGCACAUUUGUGGAGCGGGUGGAAGGUGAUUACUUCACUGUGGUCGGUCUACCACUUUACAGGCUCUGCUCAGUACUUUAUGACAUGUUUAAACAUCAACUAUGAUGUUAAAUUGUAAAUAUUAGUUGAAUUUAUUAGUCAGGAGUUUAGUUGUAGACAAUUAUCAAUUCUAUACCUGUUUGUUUUGUAAAUGUGUUUUACUCCAUGUAAUGUAGCAUAUAGUACAAUAAGUAAAGUGAUACUAUAUUGUAAGUUACAAUGGGACAGAAAUAAAAAACCAAAGAGCUUGUAAUGUUUUAAACUAAAUACUUGUUUAUUGGACAAAUACUUUCAUAUGAGUAUUUCUUAUAAAGUAUGUUUUUAGCUUUUUGGUAUAAUGUUGAUAAUUUACAAAUCAGAUUACAUUAUGAAAGAUUAUUCCUUAUGUAAUGUUAUUAUUUAUGUAAGUACAAACCAGUUAUAGUUCACUAAUAAAUGUUUGUUAUAUAAUUUUUUUUUAUUAAAAAAGGGUAUGUUCCCACGCCAGGAAGGUCUCCAAUGUCGUGACUUUAUUAUAAAUGUAUAAAAUAUCAAUAUCACAUUAUAUAAUAUACAUCUAGAUUUAAUGUGUGCGGGAAUCGACACCGCAACACCUUAAGCAGUAGCCGGUGGCCUUGCCACUGCCACUGUACCUGCCAUGUCGUUUCUAUACAUUAGCAUAAAUAGUAAUAAAUGGAAAUCUAAUGUGACUAUGUGACAAUAUGUUAUCACAACACUUCUUAAUAUCUAACAUACUAACGAUGAACCUAAUGUGUAAGCCUGAUAAGAUAAAGAACAGUUUAAUAAAUAAAUAAAUUAUAUCACUUACCCAUUAUUGGGUACCUAUUUAAUAACUUACAAAUUUACACUAUAUAGGCACAUGAUCAGAUUCAUUGGCCAUUUCGAAUAAUAGUAAAGUAAUUAGGUACAUCUAAAUUA